UUAGUUUAGCGUAAUGGUGGUGAUUGUAGAGAAUAUUGACAAACUGCAUUAUUUUUAUUUGUAGUGUUUAAUUAAAUAGUGUAAAUCAAAUUAUAUACUUUCGUGGCCGUGGCCAUAACAUGCUUUCUUAUGUCGGGUUUACCUAAGACUCCUGUUUUGGUCGAGGAGGGUGGUAAUCAGUGUAGAAAACGUUCACAAGUCAGUAACGAACAAUCCAGCAAGAGAGCAAAAUUAGACGAAAUGAAUGUCAAUGAGAAGAAAUCAAACUUCUCCUUGUUAACUCCAAACUCAAAUGGCGCUAUUAAGAUGUCGGCGACCACGAUUAAACCCGGAGUAACAACAAAGAAACUGGUUAUAAAAAACUUUAAAAGUAAACCGAACCUUCCAGAAAAUUACCAAGAGACAACAUGGAGCAAACUCCGAGAAGCCGUGAUCGCUAUUCAGACAUCAAAGGCUAUCGCAUAUUCCCUGGAGGAGCUGUAUCAAGCAGUAGAAAAUAUGUGUAGCCAUAAGAUGGCAUCACAAUUGUAUGUCAACCUAACAAACCUUGUUGAAGCCCAUGUAAAAGCCAACAUAGAACAGUUCCUCUCGGAGAGCAUGGACCGCCAGGUGUUUCUCAAGAGGAUGGACGACUGCUGGAGAGCUCAUUGCAGACAAAUGAUCAUGAUACGCAGCAUAUUCCUAUACCUAGACAGAACUUAUGUGUUACAAAAUCCUAGUAUACACUCUAUAUGGGACAUGGGUCUAGACUUGUUCCGGCACCACAUAGCUAUGAACACGCUGGUGCAGACUCGCACUGUGGACGGCUUACUGCUGCUAAUAGAGAAAGAGCGUGGUGGUGACGCCGUCGACAUAUCUCUGCUCAAGAGUCUGCUGCGAAUGCUCUCUGAUCUCCAGAUAUACCAAGAUGCCUUCGAACACAAGUUCCUGCAAGCAACGGAGCGUCUGUACGCUGCGGAGGGCCAGCGGCUGAUGCGCGAACUCUCAGUAGCGCAGUACCUCGCUCACGUCGAGAAGAGGCUGAAAGAGGAGAAUGAGAGGCUUCUACACUAUCUAGACCCAUCUACUAAAUGGCAAUUGAUCCACACAAUAGAGCGACAGUUGCUCAGCGAGCACCUCUCUGGAAUACUGACUAAAGGCUUGGAGGCUCUCAUGGACGGACCCCGGCUGUCUGAUCUCACCACAUUGUACAAUCUCUUCAGCAAAGUCAAGGAUGGUCUCAAUGAACUGUGCAACCAUUUCAAUGCAUAUAUCAAGAAAAAAGGUCGCACAAUAGUGAUAGAGCCCGAGCGGGACAAGACAAUGGUGUCUGAGCUGCUGGAGUUCAAAGAGCGGCUGGACCAUGUGGUCAGCUCCUGCUUCCAGCGCAAUUCAAAGUUUGUGUACUCCAUGCGGGAGGCCUUUGAGUACUUCAUCAACCAGCGGCAGAACAAGCCUGCUGAACUUAUUGCCAAAUUUGUUGACUUAAAACUCCGGGCUGGUAACAAAGAAGCGACUGAGGAAGAAUUGGAAAGACUCCUUGACAAAAUAAUGGUGUUAUUCCGGUUUAUACAUGGCAAGGAUGUGUUUGAAGCAUUCUACAAGAAGGACUUGGCAAAGAGACUGCUUGUUGGCAAGUCCGCUUCGGUUGAUGCUGAGAAAUCAAUGCUCAGCAAACUGAAGCAGGAGUGCGGAGGAGGCUUUACUUGUAAACUGGAAGGAAUGUUUAAAGAUAUGGAGUUGUCUAAGGAUAUUAAUAUCACAUAUAAACAGCACUUGGCUGCAAGUCAGGAGAGCGGUGGUCUGGAGCUGUCAGUGUACAUCCUGACGAUGGGAUUCUGGCCGACGUAUCCUGCGGGCGAGGUGCGGCUGCCGGCCGAGCUGACGCGCCACCAGGACCACUUUGCCAAGUUCUACCUGGCCAAGCACUCGGGUCGUAAGCUGCAAUGGCAGGCCACACUCGGACACUGCGUGCUCAGGGCGCAUUUCGCACAGGGUAACAAAGAAUUACAAGUAUCUCUAUUCCAAGCUCUCGUUCUGCUGCUAUUCAACGACGGUGACAACCUCUCCUUUGAAGAUAUUAAAACUGCUACUAACAUUGAGGAGGGCGAGCUGCGACGCACGCUGCAGUCUCUGGCGUGCGGCAAGGCGCGCGUGCUGAGCAAGGCGCCGCGCGGCCGCGAGGUGCACGACGCUGACCACUUCGCCUUCAACAAUGACUUCACCAACAAACUCUUCCGCAUCAAGAUCAACCAGAUACAGAUGAAGGAAACUAGUGAGGAGCAGAAGGCGACAGAGGAGCGCGUGUUCCAGGAUCGGCAGUACCAGAUCGACGCGGCCAUCGUGCGCGUCAUGAAGAUGCGCAAGGCUCUCUCGCAUAACCUCCUCAUCUCCGAACUCUACAACCAGCUCAAGUUCCCAGUCAAGCCCGCCGACCUUAAGAAGCGCAUUGAAUCGCUCAUCGACAGAGACUACAUGGAGCGCGACAAGGACAACCCCAACCAGUACAACUACGUAGCUUAAGAACCCCCUCCGUGACCCCCAGCACCCCCUGCGGCACCCCCCGCGGCACGCCCGGGACCCCCCGCACACCACACACGAGACAUGGCACUGAAGUGACUUGUGACGCAAAUUUUGUAUCGUUCUGUGAACAUUUUAAAAAUAUAAAAAAAAAUUGCGGCCUGACGCCUUUGGUCGAUGUUUGUAGAUAGAGUUAGCUUCACGAACCGAGCUCAUGGCGGCCCCGGCUUUAUCAAUGGAUAAUUAUACGACACGCUAGGAAAUAACGUGUGAUAUUAGACAAUUGAUGAUCCUCUGUGAAACAUUUAUCCAAAUUAACCCAUACAUUUUUCUAUAAUAGAAAUAGUGCAAUAAAUGUUUUGCUAAACAAACAUUGUUUUAACUUGUGUCUAUGGCCAGCAAAAUGUACACACAAUAUUAAUUUAUGUAUUACAAUAUUUUAUUUAAUUUAAAUCACUUUCUUAGGACAUCGUCGUAGCUAUUAUAAAAUUUUAAACCUUUUUUUUAAACUUUAGAAAACUAUGAUAAAAAAAAAUUAAAAAUAAAACAAUUUUAGUCCAAAUAAAUUCGCUACUAAAUCGAGUUUGAUUCUAAAAACAAUAAAAAGUUCUUUUAAUAAAUCUACUUAUCAAUAAUCUUUUUUAUCGUACCCAAGCUUAACCGGGUCGAAUUCCCAGCUUUGUACUGUUAGGAAGAAAAUCCGACACUGCCGGUGUAUCGGCAAAACACUAGCCUUAUGUCACUUGACGUGGUAACAAAAGCGUGCCAUUCGCUCUAAGAAUGCCUAAAAGUACUUACAAAUAAAUUCCAAAGUAAUUAUCAAAUAGUCGGAUUGUUGACGUCUUCUCUUUACGUGAAGGUUCGAUUCGGCGGGGGCACAGCCAGGCCACAGGUAGCCAAUAUUCUAUUGCAUACUAUAUACUGCGUCUAUUUAAGAUAGAUUAGUUUGACAAUUUAAUAGAUGUGGGUUGAGUAAAAUCGAUUAAGAGUUUUUUCGAUUUUCGAUGGUUACUCUCAUAGAACUUGCAUCCACUUAUCCUACAUAAGUACAUAAAGAAAUAAGACAUUAAACCAAAAAUUGCGGCGUUGA
Papilio xuthus (Asian swallowtail) is the source of this 3589-nucleotide messenger RNA. It is a transcript of the gene Cul4, whose product is annotated as cullin 4. Gene Ontology annotation, molecular function: ubiquitin protein ligase binding. NCBI's taxonomy places the organism in Eukaryota, Metazoa, Arthropoda, Insecta, Lepidoptera, Papilionidae. Gene Ontology annotation, cellular component: cullin-RING ubiquitin ligase complex. Gene Ontology annotation, biological process: ubiquitin-dependent protein catabolic process. The record is from RefSeq and is a predicted model, not a curated record. Bases 130 to 2502 code for a protein of 790 amino acids. The transcript is spliced from 13 exons.